This is a messenger RNA of Pecten maximus, 13048 nucleotides long. RefSeq lists its product as uncharacterized. Gene Ontology annotation, biological process: regulation of transcription by RNA polymerase II. The transcript is spliced from 8 exons. Gene Ontology annotation, cellular component: nucleus. Gene Ontology annotation, molecular function: DNA binding; DNA-binding transcription factor activity, RNA polymerase II-specific. Lineage: Eukaryota; Metazoa; Mollusca; Bivalvia; Pectinida; Pectinidae. The coding region runs from base 74 to 12496 and encodes 4140 amino acids. The record is from RefSeq and is a predicted model, not a curated record.
GCGGGGGAAGUUAUUGAUGGAAGACUGUUUACGUGCAGUACACAUGUAGUCGCCAAGUUGAUCCGAGUUUGUGAUGGAUUUUUCGGCUCUUAGUUCCGAAUUGCAAAACAUUGCAGGAAGAUACAAUGGACGAGACACCGAUCCUGCCUAUUCCACCACUAUGUACUGCGAAAUGUUCCACAAGAUCCUUCAAAAGACGGAGACUGAAGUACAUGACUAUGCUGACCAAAUUGUGAUACUGUGGAUGACUUUGUCCCAGCUCUGCAACACGGCUAACACCUUGGCCCCAUGUCCAGCCAGGCAUGAACUCUACCAGGACAUAUUCUUGCAAUGUGCAAAAACAGUUCUGAAUAUUAAGUGGCAAAAUUUGGCAGAAGAUGACCAAAGCAAGGAGAACUUUAUAGAGACAGUGAAGGCUACACAUGUACAGCUAGUCACUACUGGGUUUGACCGCUUCAGUUUGCUCCUUCAUUUGAUGGAGAAUCCCUGGACUGACCCAACCCUCAGUGAGAUUAUGUCUGGUGAAGCUGAUAAUGAUGAUGAUGCUGUCCAGGAGUACGUAAGAAAGGAGUCGUCACUGAUACUUAAGCUACGAGUAGAGAUGCUGAUGCAGGAGAACUGUGAAGAGUUUGCCCUCAAUCUGUGUAACACUCUGAUGGGCCAUGAGGUGUUCAUCAAGGACAUGGAUCUCCGCGAGACUCAACUUAAACUGCUGCACAAACUUAACCAGAUGGACAAGCUACAGGAAGUGUGCGAGAAGAUUGUGUGUCAUGAUGGAGUGAAGUUGGUGCUGAGACUGGAACAAAAGGAGAGUAACCAGGCACUGAGUGUCCGUCUCAUCCAAAUCUUCCUGGUGCAGGACUGGAUCAAACCUGAACAGAAGUGCUGUACACAGGAAUUGCUGAAGUUGUGGAUUCGCCACCAGUACAUAGCAGACCACAACAAGGAGAAGUUCCUAGAUAGUGUGUGGGCCAUUGCCAAGGUCUCCCUCAGUACACAACAGAUUCUGUUGCUUGUUAGUGGGCUCCAAAGAGAGUGUGGCAACGAGAUGAUUCAGCUGUACACAGACCUGUGUGUAUAUGCCAUCAAUGUAGACAAGGGAUGUUGUGAGCAACAGAUGCUGCAGGGAAACAUGGAAGGUGUGAAAGAACGACAGCAAGCCAUCGCACAGACCUGUCGCAAGUUAUCCGCACUUUACAAUGGACUCAACCCAAAAAUAUCUCGCAUCAGUUCGCUAACAGCCUUUUCCCUUGAUGCAUCACUGGUGAACUUGUGUCUUGUGGAGAGAAUGUUCAACAGAAAGUACUGUACUCAUUCUAAAAAGGAGUGUGCUGCCUGUAUCAAAGUGUUCAGCAGUGUGACCCAUUGUGUUGGUGAUGUGAAGGUUAAUCCAGCUACGCUUUAUGAGGUAGAACGGUUACUGAAUAUGCUGAGGCCAUAUUACCUUAACCCAGACUUGGCAUGGAAGGAGCUGCUACCUGUGUGUCAGAAAUUCAUGAAGGAAAGAAGCCAAUCGGCUGUAGAAACAAAAGAGGAGACAACCCCUCCAAAAACUCCUGCAAAAAAGAAAGAAUCGAAACCAAGACCAAAAAAGUCUACAGCUAAAAAGGAGAUGAAUAUUUCACCAGGAAAUAUUAAAUACUACUGUGAUGAUAAUGUGUCGUAUUUGCCAAAAGAAAGUGUUCCAAAAAUGAAAAAUAAAAACUUCAGACUAAAGUCUGCAGCCAGUUCGAAUUCUUGCACUCAAACACCAAAACUGGAGGAAACUAAAGCUAAGCAACCUGCAGUUAAAGCAGCGACAACACCAUCAAAAUCAAGUGCUGUAUUUGAGUUUGAUAAACAGUUAUUCCAGUAUAAUUUCAAAGGAAAACCAACUGAUCAAUGUGCACCCGUCCCGGCAUCGUCCACUGUUACCAAGGAGCAAAUGUCACCAGCAGGAUCGGAGCUACCUAACAGUCUUGUCAAUAACCUCCCAAAGACACCUACACAGAUUGCAAAUGUAAAAUGUCAGGCUGUAGGGGUGGACAGCCAGGGAAAACCUGUGUUAGUAAAACUGCCAGUUUCUGCUACCACAACUCUUUCCUCUACAGUCAGUAGUAUGAUUGCACCAGGAGCUGCUAGGCAACAGACUAUGUACGUUGGGGAUACCACUGCCUUAGGUCUACAGCCUUCUGUAGGGCUUCAUGUUCCAGGACAAGGGAAAGUUCAAAAAUCAAAAAAGCGUCAGCCACAUAGCAUUGGAGAACUGUUAGAAGCUACAAAAGUCAUGCCUUGUUCAACUUCGUCCAAUUUUAAUACUGCUGCAACUGUCAUGACUACUCCAAAACCUGCUACUCAACAGUCUUUGCCAACAUCAGCAGAUCUGCUGAGGGCUGCCCGAGAUUAUAAUUUGACAAUAGUACAGAAACCUACUACGCCUAAGCCUUUCCAAACACAAUACAGUACUGCAGAUCUUUUAAGAGCAACGAAGAACAUCCCUCAAAAAUCUAAACCAGAUGUGCCACCAGCCAGCAAUCUGAAAAAUGCAAAGGAGAUGGUGCAAGCAACAAAAGCAGCAUUUGCUGCAUCAGUUCUCGGUUUCAUCCCAAAGCCUCAGUCCGCCAUUUUGUCUGAGGUGUCUCAGGGAUUGCCUAAGACAUUAGAUCAUCUUGGGAGUUUAGGUGGCUUAGGGUCAGAACGUAAACCAACCAAAAAACCCAAAGCUCCCAGGAAACCUAAAACUGUCCAUUCAGUCCCAGGACAAAUCCACCCUAAGGCUAAUGUUAAUGAACUGAAUGUUUCUCAGUGCAAUAGUGUUCAACCAACCAGCAAUAGAACUGUUAUAGCACAUUCGUACAAGACCGUUGAUGGAAGCAUAUCAUUUCUGUCAUCCAAUGUUGUAGGGGGUUCCAACAUUAUCCCUUCCAUAGUGAACCCUGUCAACACCCAAUCUGUGUCUUCUGUCCGUCCACCAGCAAAAUCAUUCCAAGCAAACGAUAAAUCAAAUCAUCGUCCACGUAUUAUUCCUGUUCGAGCUACUUGCAACACCAAGUAUCCGCCAUACUGCUCCACAGUGGUAGCUGUUACCAGUGCCACACCAUCACCAGGACAUGUUGUUGGUGCCAACACUGUGGUGACAACAAGUACCAACCCUUCGUCCCAAACACACAUCGAACAAGAAAUCUACAAUAUGUUUACAAAAGAAAAACCAGCAGUUAAACAGACUGCAGCAGCAUCGAAAAUUGAGGGAUUUCGGCGACCCUCUGCUGAUGAACUUCAGAGCAUUGUUGAUUGGUUACAAACUGGUACUGAGGAUGAUAAGAAAAAGUCUCAGAUCAAACCACCUGUGUCCACAAUGUCUACACAGCAAGUGGUCACUUCAGUGCCAUCUACUGUCCAAAGUACGACACUGCCCUCUAUGGUCACUCCUAAUGUUACAACAGCGUCUUCGAUGGUCAUGUCACCUGCUGGAGCAUCUCCAAAAGCGGUAUCCCUAAGUCACGAACAGCUGCAGAAGAUAAUGGCAGGAUUAAAUCAGAGACAGCAGAAAAUUAAACAAAAGCCAAAUCCCACAAAUAAAAUGCAGCAGAAGAAAAGUCUAAAUAAACAGCUUCAACAGUUGAUUGCACAGGAUAUCAAUAAAGGGAAUAAGCGAUCUACAGGAAGUGAAAACCACUUUGCUCAGCAAAAUCCAUCCCAGAUUUCUGUUUGUGGGGAUCAGACAGUUCAACCUUCGUCAACACAUAUUGGUCAACUAUUUCAACCAUUAACAACAAACGGAAGUCAACUUGUUCAAGCAUCAGUAACACAUGUCAGUCAACUAGUCCAACAAUCAACAACACAUGGGAAUCAGCUUGUUCAGCCAUUGACAUCAAAUAUCAGUCAGCAAGUUCAGCAAUCAACAGCACAUGUCGGUCAACUAUUUCAACCUUUAACAACACAUGUUAGUCAACUAGUCCAGCCAUCAGCAACACAAGUUAUUCAACUUGUUCAGCAAUCAACAUCAAAUGAAGGUCUUGUGCAGCCAAUAUCACAAUUUCAAAAACAACCACCUUUCAGUCAGGGAGUUGGUUUAGAAAAUCUACAGAUUCAACCAUCACUGACACAAGAAAAUCAACCUCUCCAUCCGUCAUCAUCACUUGGGAAUCAACCCAUCAAACCUUCAUCGUCACUUGGAAAUCCACCCCUCCACCCAUCAUCUUCACUUGGGAAUCAACCCCUCCACUCCUCAUCGUCACUUGGAAAUCAACCCCUCCAACCAUCAUCGUCACUUGGAAAUCAACCCCUCCACUCCUCAUCGUCACUUGGAAAUCAACCCCUCCAACCAUCAUCGUCACUUGGAAAUCAACCCCUCCAACCAUCAUCGUCACUAGGAAAUCAACCCCUCCAACCAUCAUCGUCACUUGGAAAUCAACCUCUCCACUCCUCAUCGUCACUUGGAAAUCAACCCCUCCACUCCUCAUCGUCACUUGGAAAUCAACCCCUCCAACCAUCAUCAUCACUUGGAAAUCAACCCCUCCACUCCUCAUCGUCACUUGGAAAUCAACCCCUCCAACCAUCAUCGUCACUUGGAAAUCAACCCCUCCAACCAUCAUCGUCACUUGGAAAGCAACCCCUCCACCCAUCAUCGUCACUUGGAAAUCACUCCAUCCAGUUGUCAUCAACAUCACUUGCAAAUCAACCAGCAUUAGGUCAGGCAAGUCAAGUCACUCAACUUCCAUUGACACAUGGAAAUCAAGAAACUCGACCAUUAUCAACAGUCAGCAAUCAACCAAUUCAACAGUCACAAAAUCAAGGGGUAGUUUCAGGAAAUCCACUUCAGCAGGUUCAAACACAGGGUAUAUAUACAGGAAAUAAACUGGCACUGACUUCGCAGCAAACCUCUGUGUCUGAUUCCUUCAUGACAUUAAAUUCAACCUCUGUCAAACCUCAGCUUAUCGCUCCUGCCAUGACAUUGCCAGUGAGUUCACAAGGGACCAUCAAUCAAUCGCUACUAAGUAUAGAUCAGCUCACUAAUGCUAUGCAAACUACCAGUACCCCAGGAAUUCAGUCAUCACUUAGUUUUCCAUCACAGUUUCAAAUAAGUGGGUCGAAAUCCUUGACAUUAUCACCAAAUCAACCAACUUCUAGAAUGUUUGAGCUUCAGUACCUCGGACAAAUCAAUCCACCAUCCAAAAUUCUGCAUCCAAAACCACCAUCAAAAGAUGGGCCCUUGGCCCCAUCAACAGCUGCACCUGGAGACCCAGUGGGAAAGAGCUCUGAACUUUCACUUGAAACAAAUGCCAAAACUUUCAGUGAAAUACAGGGUUUAAUGAGAUCAAAACAACCAACAUUCAUUCCAAAAACAUUAUCUUCAGAAGAUGAAGUGAACAUACCUAAGAUGCCUCUGGGAACUUUGAAAGUUGUGGAAAAACCAGAUCUCAUCUCUACUUUGAACAGGAGUCCGUCAAAGCUUAGUAUUGAUCAUAAUCAUUCUGCAGCAGCGGGUAGUAGUGUUACAACAUUUCUUGGGAAUCAACAACACACCAGCGCUGUAACAGCAGUGUCCAGUAGCUCGGACCAUGGUGUGUCUUUGAACACCUGGCAAAGUGAAACUUCAUCCUCACAAACUGAUAUACUAACUACAUCCGAAGGGUCAUAUCCCCAUAGCAACGGAAGUGAUCAAACAACCACAUGUUCUUCAAUGGGUCAAGUUGAAUCAACCUUUAAUGAGACUCUGAGAUCUGUUGGGACUGUGAAGGAGGUAUCCGAAACCUUGGAUAUUCAAACUACUUAUAACACUGAUAGUAAUUUAGUGGUUGAUUCAAAAGCUGUUGGCCUUACUAGGACAUCUGAAUCAACAAUUUCAUCUAGCUCAGAGAUUGACAAAGAGGUCAAUGACAGUGGUGCCACUGUACUUACUCCAGAUACUAGAGAUCCUGUUAACAGUGAGGAGAAUGCUUUGGAAAAUAGAUGUGAGGAUAGUGACAAAUCUGUCAAAGAAUCGGAAACAUCAGAAAUAGCUGAUAGCUCGACCAGUCCAGAUUCAACUGCUCUGACAAUGAAUAGUGCUGGCGAUGCCAAUUCUGAUUCUACUUCAGUCAACAACAAAUACAACAGUAGUGAUGGUAAUGACAAUUGUACAACUGUUCAGUCAGAAGCAAAUUGCACUAAAGAGAGUCACGUCUUGGAUCCAAUACCUGAUACGAAACUGCCUUGUACUAGUGAUGAUGUGCUGCUGACUCCAAAAGGUCAUCUGGCAGGAGAAAUAACACCAAUGAUGGAGGAAUCAGUCGGGCAAACCACUUCCAGGCUGUCAGAAAAAGAGGAACUGGAGGCAACCAGUGGUUCUAGUUCUGAUUGCAAGCCAACAGAACGUUCUGAUAGCAGUCCAACAGAACAGGUAGAAACUAUAAACACCAAGUCAAGCUUGCUUUUACCAGAUACAAUGGAGGAAGGCUCUAGUGUAAAUGAUAAAGAAUAUGUGGAAGAAGAUCAGAAUGUCUCAGAUUUGACAAAAGCAACUGGAUCAGAUUCUAACACAUCAGAAAAGUUGCAGCCUGUGGAUCAGGAGAUGGAUGAAGAAACCAAUUUCAUGAAUAAUUCGUCCCAUAUAACAACUCCCAGCAUUGAACAUAUUGAGAAAAAAUCUAUAUCAGAGACAACCACAAAUGCUGAUGAUAAACUAACAGUGCCUACUUGUGUUCCUGAUUACACUGCUCUGAAUGUUGGCAAUUCUAUUUCAAUUGUCACAGAUGUUAAAGAAGAGAAUGAAGUGUCAAACAUUGAACAAAAUUGUGUUCAAUCCGAUGAAGAUACUGAUAACGCUAAAGCUUCCAAUGGUUUUGAAUUAGACAAAGCCUUAGCCUUAGAUGAUGCCUUGGGUGAGUCAGCUGCCUUGUUGUCUUCACCUCUUGUACAAUUUGCUGUUGAGCCAUCUCAACAAUUAGUAGAGGAUAACUCAACAACAGAGUUAAGGAAUUCACCUGACGUCGGGCAUCCAUCCUCAGAGGAUGCUCAAAGAGCUCAACCUGUGAUCAGUAUGUUGCCAACACCAGAGUUGAGGAAUUCAGUUUUACGUGAUGUCAGGCAUCCAUCCUCAGAGGAAAGUGAUGCAAAUGCUGAAAGAGCUCACCCUGUGAUAAGUAUGUUGCCAACACAAGAGUUGACAUUUGGAUCCAAUUUGGACAUUAAGGAUGAUCAAGUUACAGAGAAAAUCUCAGUCCAGACAAUACCACAUUCACAAGGUAUUUUUCAAACAAAGAAAUCUCCGGAACAGGACAAAGAGGCUUCAUUGGAUCCUUCAAAUAUUAAACUGGUUCUAGAAGAUAUGGGAGCAGAAAACAAACAAUAUUUGAGCAAUGAUAAUCCCGAUUCUCCAGAAAAAGAUUCCUUGCCAAACAAGGACUGGGAGAAUGCAUUUGUUUCUUUCAUUGACCAUCUGGGUGAGAAGAAGACGGUGAAAACAGACAAUAACAAGGUCAGCAGUAAACCAAUUUUCUCCCGACAAGACAGCAGUGGAAGUGAAUCAAGCUCCAGGUCAGUAGGAAGUAGUCUUGGCAGUCGUGGAAGUUACAAAUCUACUCUGGAUGAAGACAGUUCAGGAACAAGGAUUCUUCCACUCCAAAGGAGAGAUAAUGAUGUGAAAAGAUUUGAGUAUUUUAACCACCUUACGCCCUCUCACAAAUCAAAUAAGAGGCGGUCUUCCAAUAAGGGCUUGUCAGGGCUCCAAAUCCAGGCACUACCAGAAAUUAAGUCCAAAAGUAAGAAGCUUGUUCUGACAUCAGAACUAACUGAGGUAACCCAACAGAAAGAAGUUGUAAACAAAUGUAUAAUCUGCUCAAAAAUAUUUCGAUCCGUCGACAGUUUAAAAUGUCAUGUAAGAAACAUCUGUCGCCCCAUGGAUACAAGUCGGCCGGAAGCGAAUCUGAAAGACUUUGAAUAUAAGACUGUGUAUUCAUGCCGUAAAUGUGAGAAAGAAGUCUCAAAUAAGGACGAAAUAAAGGCACAUGUGGCCGAGUGCUGCAGGGAUGACGAUGUGAUCCAAGCUCUCAGUUUCAGUACUAAAUAUAUGUGUCAGAUGUGUGGUGAAUACUUCACCAAUAAAGAUGAUGUACACAGUCAUGUUUCGAGGCUGUGUAGUAAAGUAAUGUCAUGUCGCCAACAGCAGCAGGAGAGACUGGACAGAAAGGCAGAACUCACAGCCAAACCACUGUCAGACAUGGUUGAGAGCUGGUUCGGGAAGGGACAGAAACACACAGAGAAUAAUAUUAAAGAGGAAGUACAGGAGGAGACACCCGAGACAGAUGAAAAGCAAAAUUCCUUAGGUGUUGAUGAUUUAGAAGCGGAAAUCUUUAGCGAGGCCAAUAAUCAAGCAGGAGUUGAUAUCAAAGAAGAGAGUGAAGCAAAACCGCCUAAAGAAUGCAAACAUCAACACUCCAUUAGAAGUUUGCUGCCUGCAAAGCAGUGGUCAUUGAGAAACAAGACUAAAUUCUCAUCAAGGCUGAAAGGAUUUGAAUUUUUCUCAAACAAACUAAAUCCUGCAAGAAGGAGAACAGAACAGCGAAAGUGGCAUGAGGAUUAUCAUAGUCUAAGGAACAGAGUUGUCAAAAAAGAAGCAGUGAAUCAUGCAGAAGACGAUAAAGAAGAAAAUUCUGCAGAGCAUGAUGGAAAAACUUACGCAAAACACAAAAAAAAUCCUAGGACUGCUGCAAGUGCUGAUUCUUCAGUACAGAAAGAACAAUGCACAGAUGAUACAGACAUGGAAACCAAAGAUAACAAGGACAUGGACUUGGAUAAAGUGACAUCAUCAAAAUCAGUUUCUGUCAAGUCCGAGAAGAAGGAGAGCAAUAAUACAGAAAUACAGAAUCAUGUCGCAGCUAAAUCUAAGGGGACAGAUAAGGAUAUGGCUAAUCUAACCACCAUGGAUCCCCCCAUAAGGCAGAAGCGUGUCAUUCAGGUGGGCAGAAAGUUCCUGGAAGAUGAGUUUGAAGUUCCAGAAUUUCUCAAAAUACAAGUGGCCAGUACUAACUUAAAGAGAAAGUCACCACAACACUGUCCUAAGUGUGGACAGUUCUUCUCCAGCAGUUAUGUUCUCAUCCAGCAUAUAGUCCGUGUCCAUAUGUCUCCCUGUAGAUCUAAAUGGAACAGCUCAGCUCGCAAGUUUCAGUUUGCCUGUUGGUACUGUUCAGAUGCCUUUCCAACGUAUAUUAAGCUUUCAAAACAUGUGCCAGUUCACAAAGACAAGAUCUUAGCGAUGCUCAAGAAGAGCUGCUCCACAAGCAGACGUUUGAGAAAAGAAGGCGCAAAUCUAAACAAUGCCAAUACUAAGGUAGAGAAAUCCAGUAUCAGCAAAACUAGGAGAAGUGCUAAAGCAGAAUCUCUUUCUAUACACAAGUCUGUUAUGAAAAAGGAACUAUCACCAACAAAAGAGACUGAGGCCGACGCACUGUCACAGCAUGUGGAAAGUAUGCGGUCGAGCCGACGAGCUCGUGGACAGCCUCCUCUUGCUGUAGAUGUGUCUGAACUGAAGGUGGAUACUGUGAAAAAAGAAAGAAGUCGAUCACGCGAAAAAGAUGCUACAUCUGUCGGUGGAAUGAUAUCUCCCAGUGACUCUUUGUCACCAGGGACAUUAGAUAUGCGUACCACCAGAAGUAGGAGGCGUGACAAUGAUUCCAUGUCAACAUCAAGCUUUGACCACGAUGAUGAUUUAGCUAGCAACUGCUCACAUGCAACAGACAAGUCAUCCCAGUCAAAGGGUAAGAGGGAGUACAACAAGAGGGGCCUGAGUGAAGACCGCGAGUCAAUGACAAGUGAAGAUUCUUUAUGUCAUCGUCCAGUUACCCGUCAUCAGUUAGCAGCCCAAAUUUCCCCAACACUGAAGGACGGUCCAUGUACAGCCAAGAAACUGAAGCGACCAAGUGGAGAUGGUGCUGAGUCUGAGCUUGGUCAAAGGUCUAGAACCAGAUCUGGUAAUAUAUUGUCUAAAACAGCAAGUCAAAAAAGUAGUACUAUGGUUCAGGGGACAUCAGAUAAGAAUUCAGCUUGCACUAAACCUGCAAGCAAAAUGGCAUCAUCUGUAAGGAAAGGAGAGCCCAACAAAGCGUCAGGUAGUCCAGUCACACGUAAUCAGUCCAAAGUAGAUUCAGAUUCUACAAAGAAUCUAAACGACUCUGUGAGUCAGAUGAGACGCACAAGAAAAGAUGCAAGAACCAACGAAGAAAGGAAAACAUCUGCAAAGGGAUUGGAGGUUUCUUCCAAGGAUGACAAUAAUCCUGCAUCUAAUAUGACUACUCGCAGAUCAAGGCGACUGAAUACCUUGUUGGAGAAUGUAAAGGAAGAGAAUACAGAAGAUGAUAACAGCAUUAAAACAUCAGCUGUUGUGAAAUUGCACCGUGCUAAUCUGACAAGACACAAAAACAGUGAAGAUUAUAAAAGCUCUGGAUCUACACAUAACAACAAAGAAAUAAACAAGAGAAAGAUGUUCACAAAAUCUAAACUAGAAGAGAAAGAGAGGGAAUUGAAAAAGAUAAAGUUGUCUGCGAGUGAUCGAAAUGAUGAUGGUUCUAAAAAGUGUACUGAACAAGAAGACGAAGGUAAUACAGAGACAUCUCUACACAAGGACACUGUAGAUAAAAAGUCUGUACUGGUUAUCGGUGAAGAAGAUGAGGAGUUUGUGUAUGUAAAAUCACCACUGCCUAGUCCUACUGGUGAAACAACAGAAAAAGUACCAGAAAACUCAUCAACACUGUCUAAUAAAACAGCAUUUUUAGAGAGCUUUAAAAAGUACAUCCAUAAACCUGCACCUCGCUGGACAAAUUCCUUCCAUCUGAGAAGCGUUGUGACAAAGUCUAAGUUUAAACAGAAAGUGUGUCGUGCACAGGCAAAGCUUUUUCAGAAAAGAAAGAGGGAAAAUAUGAGAUCUUCAAGAUUUUCUUCUGAGGAUGAAGCUGAUGAUGAAUUAGAUGAAGAUGUUCACAAUUUGAACGUGUCUAAAAACAGUAACAAGAAGAAAUCCUUCCUGGAUUCAUUCAUAGCCCACUGUGAUCAUGGCCCAAGUUUAAAAGGGUUUUACUCAGAAGAUUUGUCUGUCAUUGUGCCAAAGGAAAACAGUACCAAAAAGUCUAAAUCAGAGGCAUUACCUAAAGGGAAAAAAACAGCGGAUAAUAAAAAGAAAAGUCUAGGACAGGCAUCACAGCCUCAUCAGGUGAAGAAGGAUGUGAUCACUAAAUCGGAGAAGAUCAUUGCGAACACUGAAAGUAAGGUCUCAGGAUCAUCCACACAGGACACAGGGCAAAGUGAGUCUAAGUGUGUGAAGGAGAAGACAGACAAAAAACUAGUGGAAUUAAAAGACAAGGAUAUGGAUAUGGAUUGUUCAGAGGAGGUAAAGAGUAUCACAGAGAAUAAGGAGUGUAAGCCUUGUCCAUCUGGUGAGCAAGGUAUCAAGUUAGACCCAGCAACAGCCAGACCCACUUCAUUUGAAAGUCUGCAGACUUACAUUGAUAGUAUGUCAAACUCAGCAUCGCCCACCCCCAGUGUAGACUCCACCACCUCCAAAGAAACACUGUCCAAAAAGUCUUUGAAGAUUUCUAAAUCCAUGGCUUCUACAUUCCAGGAUAGUUUCAUGACUUAUCUUGGUUCCAAACCAAAAAAGGGUAGAAAAACUUCUGAUGGUUCCUGUUCCUCGUCAGAAUGUGGGGAUUUGAAAUCAUGCAACUCAUCUGUAUGUGAUGGAGACCUAGGAGCCAGUCAGAAGUCACGAUUGCAAAAACCUGAAAACAGUAAACCUUUUACGUGGGAUAUGGACUCGGGCGAUGAACGGAUAGAUCUGUUGGUGUCCACACUUGGACGUGUGGUGACUGAAACAUCAGAGAGUAGUAGUAAAACAGAGGUGACAUAUCAAGCAAAUUGUUCUGAGGAAGUGCACAGUGAGACCAGCCACAGUGCCAGGUCUUCUGUUGAACGUAUUCUACCGCAAAAAUACGGCAAUUCAAAGGCCAAAGUUCGUCGAAUCUACCAUGAUGGGAAGAUCUGGGAAAUAGGACCUGGUUCUGUCAAAUCUGUUUCAGUUUUGCAGUCAGAUAUAGUGACUACAGACAAAGUGCCAGACAUGGAUAGCCCUGUAAGUGAAAUGUCUGAUUGUGGAGAAAGUGUAGUUUCUGGUAGCAUUAAAUCUGAAUCAGUUAACAUUUCAAGAUCUGAACUUCCUAAGGGAGAUAAUCAUGUCAGUGCAAUAAAACCUGAUUAUCAUCACCUUUCGAAAUCAUCCAAGUUAGAGCAAACUGCGCAGGCAAGUGUCGAAAUGAUUCGUGUGGAUCGAAAACAUGAUGGAGACAAAUUUGUCCGUCUUGACAAAUCAGAAAUAGACCAAUAUGACAAGAUGAAUACAUAUACUUCUGUUACCCCAGAGGAUAUGGCCCUUAAGAAGACAGAAAACAUCAGGAAAAGUGCCAAAUGGAAAGUCAAAACAGAAAAGCGAUCUAAAAGCUCAAAUAUGAAAGAAUUUCCAUUUGUUUUCAAAAAGAACAGAAGGAUGUAGAUUUUGAAUAAGUAUGAAAAUAAUUUGAGGAGAAAAUUAAAAAUGGCCCAAAGAGUUAAAGCAAGAUCACUACUGCCGGGGGAAAAAAAUGUUUCGUACUUUAAAGUUAAAACAUUUAUAGCUCUUGUGAAUCAAAAGAUUCUUGAAACUCAAACACUGCUGUACACUAUCUUUAAAAACUAGAACACCAGUGUGUAUAUGCCAUCUUUAAACUUGGCGACCGGUGUACACCAUCCUAUCAAUAUGAACAUGGUCCAGUGUUUUUGAGAUGGGCAUCAUGCUUUGUUAACCUCUUUUCUGACGAGAGUGUACAAGUUGUGUCCACACUUUCAAAUCCAGGAAAAUUGAAUAUUAAAUCGGAUAUUAAUAUGGUCAUUGUUAGUAAUAUACUACCUCAGUGUAAUUGGAUUAUUUUUGUGAUAUAAUAGAGAUUUAGAACUAUUUUUAUCUAGAGGAGUCAGAUACCUUAACACAACUGCAAAACAUUGUUUGUUCCAGCUGCUUUGAAAUUUACAACUUAAUUCACAUGAACAAAAACAUAUUGUUAACAUA